This is a messenger RNA of Puccinia graminis f. sp. tritici CRL 75-36-700-3, 219 nucleotides long. RefSeq lists its product as uncharacterized. Bases 1 to 219 code for a protein of 72 amino acids. Lineage: Eukaryota; Fungi; Basidiomycota; Pucciniomycetes; Pucciniales; Pucciniaceae. The transcript has a single exon. The record is from RefSeq and is a predicted model, not a curated record.
AUGGCGACUCCGGUGGGUCAUCUUUUUCAAGUUUGGGUCGCUAAAUGUGGGAUAGCGACCCAAUUUAGCGACCCCCGUGGAGAUGCUCUUAUGACGGAAAUGGCCAAGGAGAUAUAUUGGAAGACUUCCCGUCAACAUCUGCGGGUCUCCCAGAGCCGGUUUAGAGCCUCGAAAUUCAAAUUUCCCUUCAAGAAUCAAGAAUCUUUGGGUCUAGAUUGA